Sparassis crispa is the source of this 582-nucleotide messenger RNA. RefSeq lists its product as hypothetical. The record is from RefSeq and is a predicted model, not a curated record. The transcript has a single exon. The coding region runs from base 1 to 582 and encodes 193 amino acids. NCBI's taxonomy places the organism in Eukaryota, Fungi, Basidiomycota, Agaricomycetes, Polyporales, Sparassidaceae.
AUGUCUCCUACCGCUACUUCAUCCUCUUCGGCUGGUCCGGAGAUUACCCACCCUUACUCUAUCAUUCCUCCGAGUUCGUGCUUCACACCGCUCUCCCUGGAGGAGAGCCUAUUCCUACCCCGUGUGACCCCCGCCGAACUCAUGGAGAUGGCCUCAUACCCGGGCCUCGCACAUAUUACUCGUAGCGAGCUAACACGCUCGUACGAGGGCAUCCCGGAGGCAGAGACAGACGAGGCAGACUACGAAGCAGACCGCGAAGACGAGUGCACGCGCACGAUCGAACCAGUGCGCCGCGUCGCCAACAGCAAGCGGGCGCGCAUCGUCCGCCCGCUACUGCCCAACCCCAUUGCGAACCAGCCGGAGAAAGCGAGAGCUUACGUUGGACUCGGGCUGGGUCUUCCCAGCAGCGUCACCCCCCGUAUCACCCGCAGGACGGCGUGCAUCGGGCUGGGAAUAAUCUUGUCUUCGCCAUUGGCCGACAACCUUCCGCCUGCGAUCACACCCCCCAGCAUGCAUUGCGAUUCUCUUCGACGGCCUUUUGCCGGUAUCGGCCUAGGGCUUGGGAUCAUUAUUCCCCAAUGA